AUGACUUCGACUAAUACGAAUCAGAAAGCUGUUGCUUCAGCCAAAAUCAGGGUCGCGAACUUAACGAAAAGCUACGAGGAAAUGGUAGCUGCAGUAAAAGAGCUGGUCGAGUGUCAGCCUCAAUUAAAUGAUCAAGAAAUAAACUGGUUGUCUAUUGCUUAUAAGCAUUCUGUGAAUAUACGCCGGGAUUCUUGGCGUACUAUUAAACAAAAAUUGGACCAAGAAAAGGCUGCAGGCCACACCAAAAAUGUUGAAAAGGCGCAAAAGUUACUGAAACAGAUCGAGAAGGAAAUGCGCUUUUACUGCACCGAUAUUCUACAAAUGCUGGAAGAGAAAAUUCUACCAAAUGUAAAAGAUGAAAGCGCUUUAGCUUUAUGUUUCAAGUUAGUGGGAGACCAUAAUCGUUUUCUUGCAGAGUUUGAAACUGAUAGAGCACAAAUUCAGGCAAUCGAGAAUGGCUUAAAAGCUUACGAAGAAAGUUAUAAAUUGGCUAAAAAGCUAAAUAGUACUAGUCCUGUGUUUUUGGCUAUAGUGCUCAAUUACUCUCUAUUUGCAACUGAAAUUGCCAAAGACACUCAACUGGCAAUAAAUAUGAUUAUAUCGGCACGUAAUGCUAUCACAGAGUAUGACAUACUUAGUAGAGAGACCCUUGUUAUUCUCAAAUGUUUGGAUGAAAAUGUGCGUCAAUGGGCUGCUACAAAAGAUUGGCAGUGA
Molecule: messenger RNA, 714 nt
Organism: Teleopsis dalmanni
Lineage: Eukaryota; Metazoa; Arthropoda; Insecta; Diptera; Diopsidae
Product: 14-3-3 protein gamma-like
Exons: 1
Coding region: 1-714 (237 amino acids)
Biological process (GO): signal transduction
Cellular component (GO): cytoplasm
Source: RefSeq, a predicted model, not a curated record